Salvia splendens (bonfire salvia) is the source of this 3227-nucleotide messenger RNA. RefSeq names its product putative late blight resistance protein homolog R1A-4. Lineage: Eukaryota; Viridiplantae; Streptophyta; Magnoliopsida; Lamiales; Lamiaceae. The transcript is spliced from 2 exons. The record is from RefSeq and is a predicted model, not a curated record. Gene Ontology annotation, molecular function: ADP binding. Gene Ontology annotation, biological process: defense response to other organism. Bases 73 to 2895 code for a protein of 940 amino acids.
CAGUCGUUGAUUUUGCUGUCGUUGAAGCUCAGUCGAUUCAUAAUUCAACUGUUCGUAAGCUGAUCGAGUGAGAUGGCUUUCGCUGCGGUGGUUUCGGUUGAGCAGAUUCUGAAGCAGAUGAUCUUGCAUCCUGAUGAUUCUGCUCCAAAGUCAACAAUCGAGUGUUUCCAUGGCAAGAUCCGUUCCUUGCAGUCAUGCCUUGAAAAGAUGUAUCCCGUCAGAAGAAGCAAACGCGAUAAGGUGAAUGAACUGGAAUCCAAAAUCAGAGAAACUGUCUACAAAGCCCAAGAUCUCAUCGAAGCCUUCAUCUCCACCCAAAACUCCAAUUCCGCUUUCCUUCUAAAUUUCCAACGCGAAUCCGAAACCAGAGAAAAAGUCGACCUGGUCGAAACCCUCAUCUCCGGCCGCAGCUCCCAAUCCGCUAUUCUUCAAAAUUUUGAAGUGGAAACCAAAAAAAUAAAGGAAACAAUCCACGAAGCCAAAGUUCUCAUCGAAUCCUUGAUCUCCGCAAACAAAUCCCAAUCCGCUUUCCUCGUAGAUCUCAAGGAAAACGAAGGAAAGCUCGAUCAGAUCUUGGCCAUGGCGGAAGAGAUAGCAAGUUCCAUGAAAGAGGAGCAGCAUACGCCGCUUGCAAAGCCCGAAGCUUCAAAAUCCAGUAGUCGAGCUAGCAAGAGUUCCAAGAUUGUGGGGCAAAAAGAAGAUUGCAGAAAGCUGAAGGAUGAGAUCCUAAGCGAAAAAACAGAUCUUCAAGUAAUCCCAAUCACGGGUUUACCCGGAAUUGGAAAAACAACUCUUGCUCGAAGUAUUUUCGAUGAUAAAGAAAUUGGGGAGCGAUUCCUCACCCGAUCAUGGGUGACCGUAGGCCAAGAGUGUAAUUAUGCUGAAAUCUUCUCAAAGCUCUUGGCUUCAAUCCAAAGGAGUAGUGAUGGCUCAGUGAAGCAAGGGAAUGCUGAGCAGCUAGCCAAUCAGUUGUACAAAAGUCUACAAGACUGCAGCAAAGGGUAUCUGAUUGUGGUGGAUGAUGUGUGGGAUACUGAUGUCUGGGACAGAAUCAAGAACUACUUCCCAAACAACUAUAACUACAGUCGGAUUGUUGUGACAACCAGAAUUGAUAUAAUUGCUGGGAAAGUUACUAAGUCCGGUUUCUGUCAUAAGAUGGAGUUGCUAAAGAAAGAACAGAGUUGGGAGUUGCUGCGUGAGAAGGUGUUCGAAGACGGGCAUUGCCCUCCUAAUCUGAUUGCUGUAGGAAAGAGCAUUGCCGAGCACUGUGGUGGUCUUCCCCUGUCAAUUACAGUGGUCGGCGGCCAACUCUCUGCAAAAAUGGAUGAUGUAGAGUAUUGGAAAAUUGUUGAAGAUGAUGUAAAAGAUGCUGCUAACUCAGAGGGAGAGACUUACAUGGAGAUCUUGUCUCGAAGCUACGAGCACUUGCCUUCUAAACUGAAGGGAUGUUUCCUUUACAUGGGAGCCUUCCCUGAAGACAGUGAGAUUCCUGUCUCCAAGCUCGUGAAGCUAUGGCUCGCGGAAGGGUUUCUGAUCCGAAAAGGAAAAUCAUCUUUUGAAGACAUUGCUAGGCAGUGCAUUGCUGAUCUUCUUGACAGGAAUCUGAUCUUUCCUGUCAAAUUAGCCUCAAACGGAAAAGUUAAAACUUGUGGCAUGCAUGACAGCAUUCGGCAUGUGGCAGAGAUCAAGUCCAUCAAGGAGAGUUUUUUUGUUUCCUUUAAGAAGUUUCCCAGUCGUCAAACAAGCCAACCACACCGUGGAGAAGUUGCAGGCACUCUUAAAGGUAAAGAAACUCAAAGGCGUUUAUCUGUUCAUAAAAACAUUCUAAUGUGCAUGGAAGAUGUUUAUGAAUCUGCCAAAUUGAUUAAACCUGCACGCACUCUUGUUUAUGCUGGCCAUUACCACCAUCACCCUUUACCAUAUUGUCUUGUUUACGACUGGCUUAGGGUGUUAGAUGCUCUUACAGUCCAUUUGAUUGAGUUCCCAAAUGAAUUAGCUAAACUGAGUCAUUUGAGGUAUCUCUCUUUAACUUUCAACGGGAAGCUUCCUGCAUCCCUAUCUCAACUCACAAAUCUACUGGUUCUGAUUGUUCGUCGACAUCCCAAGAUCAUAAUCAUGGGGAAAUCCAUCUUGCCAGUGGAGAUAUGGUACAUGAAACAACUCAGACAUAUUCUGUUGACAGAAUGUGACUUCCCUAAUCUCCCACAAAUUAAAGAAGGGGAUUCUCCUCUUCUUGGAAACCUUCAAUCUCUUUCCACAAUCAAUGCUUCUAAUUGUACACAAGAGUUCUUCAAAAACGUGCCUAACUUGAAAAAGUUGGGAGUUUGGAUUGAAGCACCGGGACCUGUGAGUUUGUAUCUAGAUAAUCUCCCAGACCUUGAAUCUUUUAAGUUCAGAGUGCUCAAUCCCAUCCCUGGUAAAGAGAUUGAUCUGCAGAGGGAUCUUGUUUUCCCGGAGAAACUUGAGAAAUUGAGUUUAAGUGGCUGUGGCCUCCAAUGGGAUCGUCUGCAUGAUAUCGGGAAGUUCCCAUGUCUUCAAGUGCUGAAACUGCGACACUUUGCCUUCCAAGGACCGGUGUGGAUCCCAAAGGAUAAACAGUUUCCUGAGCUAAAGUUGUUGCUGAUUGAAUGCUUGGACUUGGAGUUCUUGAGGAUUGGUUUUUUCUGCUGUGAAAAUCUCGAAAGGCUUAUUAUCAAGAAUUGCUAUGAACUGGAGGGUAUUGAUGCAGAGCUUGGAAGCAUAGGAACCCUUAAACAUGUUGAAUUGAUCGGCUGCAAUUAUGACGCUGUUGAUUGCGCCAAGGAAAUUAGGAAAGAUCUUAUGGAUAAUGGAAAGGACUUGCAUCUUCACAUCUACUCUUGGUGGGGAGAGAAUACAUUGCCAAAUGAUUGCUGAAUGUGGAACUUGGAAGACAUGAUUAUGAAGUUUAUUAUCGGAGUUUGGAGGCUAGGCAUCAUGGCCUAAUCCUGCAUCCUUUUCCCCCUCGUUUUGUUUUGAGCAUGUGCAAUAAAUUUGUGUUUUUAUUUGUUUCCUCAAAACUGGGGUUCUUCACGCGUGUAUAUAGUAUUGAAUGUUACAUAUGCCGUGAGUAGAGGAAGAAGAGAUCAGAAGAAAGGAUUGAUUUUUCUCUGUAUUAUAUUUCGAUCAUUGCACCAUUGCUCAUAUAGAGCUAGCUGUACAUGAAUUUCUAUAUCAAUGUAUUAUUGGGCUAAAUCAUUCUAUAUCAA